This is a messenger RNA of Trichophyton verrucosum HKI 0517, 564 nucleotides long. RefSeq lists its product as uncharacterized. The transcript has a single exon. NCBI's taxonomy places the organism in Eukaryota, Fungi, Ascomycota, Eurotiomycetes, Onygenales, Arthrodermataceae. The coding region runs from base 1 to 564 and encodes 187 amino acids. The record is from RefSeq and is a predicted model, not a curated record.
AUGGUGCAGCUUGAAGGCAGAGGAGAGUCACAGCUUCAUCCAGCUGUUUGCCUGGCAAGUGAAAAAAGAAGAGUCUGCAGGCUCAGAAGACAGAAAGAAGAUAAGGAGAAGAAAGAAAAGAAAACAAAAGGAGAAAAAGAAGUGCCUGCUCGGCGCCUGCUUAGUCGCCAGCAGGACGUCCUCUUCAUGCUGCGCAUUCUCUCUGUCUCUGUCUCUAUAUCUGUGGCUUUGUCUCUAUGGCUAUCUAUAUCUAUGCUCAUGCCUGUCUGCACUUCUAGUGGUGCCUUUGAUAUGGGAGGGCAUGGUUCACAGGAAAGGGGUGGGUCUAUUGGACUUGCUACCUGCUACCUUGCACCCUUAAAGACACUCCAUAGACAGGCUACAGAAGUACAUACUGCCUUGUCUAGGCUCAAAAGCUGGAUUCAAGGUGGUUUUAGCAUAAAGUAUUAUGAUACCUCUGGCUUUGUGCUUAGAGAAGGGGGUUUGGUGAAGUUCAGACGGAAAGGCCCUGUUGAGAUAAUGACAGUUGAUAUUAGGAUAAAAGGGGGUUUAACUAUAUCUUAG